Messenger RNA from Danio aesculapii, 1727 nucleotides. It is a transcript of the gene xk, whose product is annotated as X-linked Kx blood group (McLeod syndrome). Bases 106 to 1419 code for a protein of 437 amino acids. Gene Ontology annotation, cellular component: membrane. The transcript has 3 exons. Lineage: Eukaryota; Metazoa; Chordata; Actinopteri; Cypriniformes; Danionidae. The record is from RefSeq and is a predicted model, not a curated record.
UGAUCAGCUGUGCGAGUCUGCGGCUGGUGCUUUAUGCGUCCGCCGUAACUUCAAAAUGCAGGCUCAGGAGACCAGAGAUCAGGAAACCAGCAUGGUUGAGUGAGGAUGAGACUGCCCAGCUCUGUCCUUGUGUCGGUCUCUUUGUUUACGGCCGAGACGACGGCGGCUCUGUAUCUGAGCUCCACGUAUCGCUCCGCAGGCGAUCAGAUUUGGCAGGGUUUCACGCUCCUCUUUACGCUGGUGCCAUCAGUGCUGGUGCAGCUCACACUCAUUUUUAUUCACAGAGACCUGAGCAGAGACAGACCUCUAGUGCUGCUGCUUCAUAUCUUACAACUAGGUCCAAUAAUAAGGUGCCUGGAUGCCUUCUGUAUCUAUGGCAGUGCAGGAAAGGUGGAGGAGCCGUAUGUCACCAUCACCCGUAAAAAGCAGAUGCCCCGCGAAGGACAGACGGAGGAGGUGGAGCAGGAAGUGGGACAGGCAGAGGGGAAGUUAGUGACCCACAGAGCCGCUUUCGCCAGGACCUCUGUCAUACAGGCCUUUCUGGGCUCUGCACCUCAACUCACACUGCAGCUCUACAUCUGUGUGCUCCAGAAAAAACUUUCCAUAGGCCGAGGCACACUGAUGGUCAUCUCUCUUCUCUCCAUUGUAUACGGAGCCUUACGCUGCAAUAUCCUCGCUAUAAAGAUACGCUACGAUGACUAUGAAGUCUCUGUGCGUCCACUGGCGUACAUGUGUGUGUUCCUGUGGCGUGGGUUCGAGAUUGCCACUCGUGUGGUUGUCCUGGUCCUCUUCAGCUCUGUGCUGAAGGUAUGGGUGUUUCCGGUGGUGUCAGCCAACUUCAUCCUCUUUUUUCUUCACCCGUGGGCCCUUUUCUGGAGCAGCCGAUCUCCAUUUCCAGAGAACAUUGAAAAAACAUUGACCCGAGUGGGAACCACCAUCGUCCUCUGCAUGCUGACCUUUCUGUACGCCGGCAUUAACGUGUUCUGCUGGUCCGCCGUACAGCUCAGAUUGGACGACCCGGAUCUGAUCGACAAGGGUCAGGCUUGGAGGAGGUUAGCUGUGUAUUAUUCUCUUCGUUUUGUUGAAAACACAGGCCUGACUUUGAUGUGGUAUAUCCACCAGACUGAGUUCUACAAUUGGGUGGAUGCACCAGUGUUAGAAGUAUUGCUGCUGUUGGGUUAUGGCACAGCGGUGUUCUUCAUGUUGCUCUUUUACCAGUUCUGCCACCCUUGUAGGCAACUGUUCUCCUCCAGUCCGGCGCAGGGCUUCUGGGAAUGUUGCGGAUCUCUCUGUAUGCUCCGUGGGACUCUUUCUCAGCCCGGUUCCAUGAGGAGCAAGCCACCAGGGAAAGAGACCGGCGAUGAUCCGGUCUGUGUUACCAAAGGAGACAUGACACAGAGUCUGUGCGGUGCCGUGUGAGGAAAGCACAACUUCAAAGGGGAGUUCAGCACAAAACAUGGAAAUCAACGUUGAACACCAAAAGAAGAUGUUAUGAAAAAUGUUGGAAACUGUGUGCCAAAAUUGGGAAAAACAAUGGAAAUCAAUGACUACCUGUUUUCAACUUUCUUCAAAAUAUCUUCUUUUGUGUUUGAAACAAGUGAAUGGUGAGAAAAUGAUGACAGUUUUUAUUUAUUUUGGGUGAAUUAACCCUUUUAAAGUAAGGGACACCUAAAAUUAGAACCCAUAAUAUAUUGCUUAAUGAUCAAAAUAUAAAUUAAGAUAUUUUU